AUGGCAGCUCAAGGAGGCGGAGGAGGAGCAAAGUCGAGAUGGGGCUCACUUCUUUCGCAGGCCGUCGCCGGCGUCGAAGCCCGCCUCGACACAAUCCUGGCUGAGGAAGACCAGCCCAAGCCCGCCCCGAGCCCGACGCCCUCCCAGCAGUCAAAAUCAAGCACCGCACCCUCGAGAUCCGACUCCACAAGGAGCAAACCAAACGACAGGCUGCAGGAAAGACUAGCAAGGGCGGUCGCCGCAAAACAGGCUGCAGCCAAAGGAGAUGGGUCAUCCGCGAAGCCCACCCCAACAGCGAGCCCCCGGCAGAGCUUGGAUGUGCCGAAUCGGAGCUCCACGGACAGCGCCGCGCCUGUGUCGUCUGCGCAGGAGAGCCCCAAGCCAGCCUCGUCGCCACGAGCCUCGCAAGACAAUGUGCGGAAGUCAGUCGAGGUAGAGAACCAUGCCGUGGCAGAUACCUCGAGUGCGCCCCGGGUAUCUGAAGAUGUACCCAACACAGAAUCCAGCAACGGGAUCGCUGCUGAACCGACAGACGGCUCCAGUGCGGCCCAGCCGCCCUCCGGUGCGGUCACGGAAUUACAGGAGGAUCGCAUCAAGCAGCUGGAAAAAGCCCUGGAGGAGUUGGCGGCGCAGCAGCAGGAGGAAACUCAUAACUACGUUGAGCAAAUUGACGCGCUGCAGUCGAAACUCCAGUACCUGGCCCGAGAAGCCACUGACUCGGCAAGAAAGGCGGCCAAAGAGGCGCCCGCCGGAGGCUUGGAGAAGAAGCUGGCCGAGAAGGACCAACAAAUAGCUGGACUGAUGGAAGAGGGCAAAAACCUGGCUAGCACGGAACAGAAGCUUCGCGCCAUCAUCAAGAGCCUGCGAUCAAAGAUAGGCGAGAACGAGAAGGAAAUCAGCAAUGUCAAGACCUCAAAAGGCAAGGUUGAGCAGGAAUUGGAGGCCAUGCGGAGGAAGUCCAGGCGCGCAGACGACUUAGAGAAGUACCAAGAGGAGCUUCACAAGCGGAUCGGCCAGUCUCAGAAGGAGAUCGACGCCCUCAAAUCUGAAGGGUCCAAUAAGGACAGGACUAUCGCGGAUCUGAAAGCACAACUCCAAAAGUCGGCCGAGGAUAAGGAGGCUCUUUCCAAGAAGGUCAACGAAGAGGCACUGGCCAAGGAGAGAAAGAGGGUCCGAGACCUGGAAGAACAAGUCUCUGAUUUCAAGGUGGAGAAGGACCUGAUGAUCGAUCGCAGCAAAGCGCGAGAGAACGAACUCCAGGAGAAGGCCGAACGAGCCGCGGAGCGCGCUCGUGCCGUCGAAGUUGAACUGAAGGCCGAGAUACAGGUCAUGGAGAGCAAGAUGGAAUCUAUGAGGGUUAUGGCCGAAGAAGUCUCCUCAGGAGCCAUGGGUGACUCUCAGGCCAAGCUUCUGCGACAAGUCGAGACGCUACAGACGCAGUACGCCAUCGCAACUGAGAACUGGCAAGGGAUCGAAAGCACGCUACUUGCCCGUAUAUCCAACCUGGAGAAAGAGAGGGACGAGGCGCAGCACCGAGAGUCGGAAAUGAGGAAGAAAGCCCGUGAAGCUGCCUUGCGCGCCAAGCGCCACGAGGAAGAACUCGAGGAUACCAAGACGCAGCUCCCUACGAUACUGGAAUCCGUGAAAAGCUUCGAGUCGCAGGUGGAAGCCCUGAAGAGCAGGGCCGAACAGGCCGAGACUGCGUUGGCCGGCGUAAAAGCAGAGCUAGAACAGCAAAAGACAGAGACGAAGGCUGCGAAGGAGCAGGAGAGGCAAGGCCAGUGGUUGGACGAUCCGCCAGCUCCGCCAUUCAAAGGCGGAAGCAGACCAGAGUCGCCUGCUAUCUCUAUGCCAGCGAGAAGCUACAGCACCGAACUCCUCGGAUUUGGAUCACUAUCGAAUAAGUUCCGGAAGCAGUCUGCGCCAUCCAGCAACGGGGACCCCGUGGAACGUUAUACUUCACGAAGGACAUCGGUGCAGCCCUCAAGCAGGCCAUCACUCCACACCACUAAUUCCAACACGCUACCCCCAAUACUCAGUCCCACAAUAGAAGCAUUACCAGCGGCACCGUCAAUACACCCACUAGAGAGGCAAGAUACAUCUGACAGCGCGGAGCUGUCCUCGUCGCCGAAGCAGAUCAUCCAGGACAUGGUGUCCGUGUCGACGGUGGCGGCGGGGCCGUCGGUGCAGCUAGUGGAGAAGCUCAGCGCGGCGAUCCGGCGGCUGGAGACAGAGAAGGUGGCGGCCAAGGAGGAGCUGACGCGCAUCUCGAGCCAGCGGGACGAGGCGCGCGCCGAGAUCGUGGCGCUCAUGAGGGAGACGGAGAACGGAAGGAAGGCGGCCGAGGAGGUGACGCGGCUGCGGGCCGAGGUGGCCGAGGUCAACGAGCGCUACGAGACGACGCUGGAGCUGCUGGGCGAGAAGAGCGAGGCGGUGGAGGAGCUCAAGGCCGACGUGGAGGACGUCAAGGCCAUGUAUAGGGACCUGGUCGAGAGGACGAUCAAGUGA
This is a messenger RNA of Diaporthe batatas, 2508 nucleotides long. RefSeq lists its product as uncharacterized. The record is from RefSeq and is a predicted model, not a curated record. Bases 1 to 2508 code for a protein of 835 amino acids. NCBI's taxonomy places the organism in Eukaryota, Fungi, Ascomycota, Sordariomycetes, Diaporthales, Diaporthaceae. The transcript has 3 exons. Gene Ontology annotation, cellular component: endoplasmic reticulum; Golgi apparatus.